Molecule: messenger RNA, 1941 nt
Organism: Podospora bellae-mahoneyi
Lineage: Eukaryota; Fungi; Ascomycota; Sordariomycetes; Sordariales; Podosporaceae
Exons: 1
Coding region: 1-1941 (646 amino acids)
Biological process (GO): transmembrane transport
Cellular component (GO): plasma membrane
Molecular function (GO): transmembrane transporter activity
Source: RefSeq, a predicted model, not a curated record
AUGGGUCUCUUCCAGCCUCGUGUUCGGCCGACCUGCCGAGCCGAGACUGAUCAGGAGACUACGGCCCACCACGAUACAGACUCGGUAACUGAAAUUGAGUCCGAGACCGAGACCCUUGCCCGCACCAGCUCAGACUCUGGCAUCGACGCCAGGUCCGACUGCUGUCCAACCCCCAUCCACGACGACGACAAGAUCAAACCACCACCACCAUCAUAUGCCUCUUUCAUAUCAUCCAAAGAGAAGGGGGUUGUCAUUUCGACCAUUCCCCUCACCUCUUCCGAGUGUUCCUCCUCCUCCUCCCUAGAUUCGUGGGACACGGAGAAGGAGAAGCCAUCCCCGGCAGGCCCGUCUGGAGGAUGGCGCCGCGGAGCUGGGUUUUGGAGGUGCUUCGCAGCCGUUUGUAUACCGAUCCUCUUGUCCGCCUUUGAGGGGAGCGUGGUCAGCACCGCUUUGCCUACCAUCUCUAGCUCUCUCAACCUGGGAUCAAACUCAUCCUGGGUUGCCACGUCUUUUCUCCUAGCGUCCAUUGUCUUUCAGCCGCUGUACGGCCAGCUCGCUGACAUCUGCGGCCGCCGGCCUUUGAUGAUGGCCGCCGUCGUCAUCUUUGGCAUUGGAAGCGCCAUCUCGGGCUGGGCCGACUCGAGCGCCGUUCUGAUCUUUGGCAGAGUGGUUCAAGGAAUGGGCUCAGGGGGCAUUGAUCUCUUUGCAGAACUGAUCCUCUGCGACAUAAUCCCGCUGCAGAAAAGGGGACACUACGUCGCCAUCAAGGCGGCCGUCUACGCCCUCGGAACAACCGUCGGUCCUUUGCUGGGAGGAGUGUUUGCCACCAUGAACUGGCGGUGGUGCUUCGGCAUCAACAUUCCCAUCUGUCUAAUCGCCCUGAUCCUGAUGUGGUUUUGGCUGAGCCUCAACAACGGGAACCCCUCCAGAACAUGGCGAGAGCUGAGGUUCAAGGUCUCGCAGGUCGACUUCUUGGGCAUCACCGUCUUGACCGCCAGCGUCAUCAUGAUGCUCUUUGGUUUCACCUCAGCGGCUGUCAGCUCUUGGACCUCGCCUCCCAUCUUAGCUUUCGUGGGGACAGGCUUGCUGGGAAUUGUUGCGUUUGCGUUUUGGGAGCGAAGCGAUAGGUGUUCGCACCCCAUCAUGGCCCCCCACGUCUUCAGCAACAGGACGACCAUAGCCGCUUUCGCUAUCACCGUGAUCCACGGGUUCAUCACCUAUGGCUUUCAGUUUUACCUGCCGCCCUUUUUUCAAGUCAUUCUCGGCUCCUCGCCAACCCAAUCAGGAAUCCUCAUCCUUCCUUGCACACUGACGAUUGUCAUCCUGGCGGCCCUGGGCGGGCCACUGCUGGCAAAGUUUGGCAGAUACAGGCUCAUGCACCGUGUGGGCUUUGUUCUCAUGGCCGCCGGUCUGUUCCUCUGCGUGGUCUACCAACAGUCCACCUCAACUGCUCUGUGGAUACUGUUUUCAUUCCUGGUCGGCAUCGGAUCCGGUAUCAUCGUUUCCACCACCCUGCCCACCGUUCUCGUCCAGCUUACCGACAAGGAGAAUGCCGCAGCCACGGGAUCCUGGGCAUUUCUCAGGGGCCUUGGCUCGCUCCUGGGUGUUGCCGUUCCCAACGCAGCGUUCAACGCUCAGUUCGCGGCCAGCAUAAAGUCUAUAGACGACGCGAAUGCGCAGGACCAACUCAGCAACGGACAGGCGUACGAGCAUGCAUCGGCCAGCUGGAUCAGCGCGUUCGGCGACCCAGGUGUGCAAGACCAAAUCAGGGCCGUCUUUGCCUCCAGCCUCAAGCUGGUCUGGGUCAUCUUUCUGGCCAUGGCGCUUUUCGGCGCAGCAGUGACCUUUCUGGAGAGACAUGUAGCACUUAGAAAGGAGUUGGACAGCAAAUUUGGGUUGCUCGAGAAGACCAAGGCCAUCUCGGCUGGCGAAAAGGUGUAA